AUGACUUCACUCCCUCCCUCCAGGCCCAUUCCCUCACCCUCUCCCAGAGAAUCCGAUCCCAUCCGCGCUUUUCACAGUCUCAUCCCCCCACUCAGCUCAAAUUCUUCCAAUUCUGAUGCUACUAAGAUGCCUCAUUCUCAUGUCAAGCAUUCCUCUCAAGACACGAAGAAGUCCCAAACCAAAGUCCUGAAGAGCCCGAACCGCCCCCAGAAAAGCCCCAAGAAUGCUCCAAAAAGAGAAAUCCCCAUCAAGUUCCCAAAGCCAAACAAAACUAACUUGAAGGAACUGAUUUCUCAGAAGCCCGGCCGCGUGGAGGAUAGAAGGCAACCUCCAAAGGUAUCAAAAUAUUGGCGUGAUUGUUAUUCUUCAUGCAGCAACCCACCCAUAUCUGAAUCGACCUCCUCCAAUGAUGCUGACGAUGAAGGAUUUGCAAAUGGUCGUGUUGAAAAUAACGACUCCGAGACGGACAACGACACCACUGCUUAUAAGCCUCCUAAACAGCCUUCCAAAGGACAUCGUUGCCGCAGGGUUGUUGAAAGUGAACAUGACUCUGGUUCUGUCUCCAAUGAUGCCGAUUGCUCCAAUUCCGACAACACUAACGGCCAUGGCUCAGACUCCACCAACAACUCUGAUGGUGAAUGUGACAACUCUGACAAUGGAUAA
This is a messenger RNA of Puccinia triticina, 663 nucleotides long. RefSeq lists its product as uncharacterized. The transcript has a single exon. Bases 1 to 663 code for a protein of 220 amino acids. The record is from RefSeq and is a predicted model, not a curated record. NCBI's taxonomy places the organism in Eukaryota, Fungi, Basidiomycota, Pucciniomycetes, Pucciniales, Pucciniaceae.